UUGCUUUCCCAUUUUAUUUUAUUUUUCCCCCAUAAACCCAUCCAGUCAAAUCCACAUCCUACUGUACAUGUGCGUGAUGGGUUUGACAUGUGGCUGCUGCCCCGCCUCUCUUUCCUCUCUCAGUAUCAUCUGUGCACUUGAUGGUCUUGCGCAUCUCGCAGACACAACAGCCUCCAACUGCUUUUGCUGUCAGAUUCAUUUUCUUUCCAUUUUCUUCUCUGUUUUUAUUUAUUUUUAUUUUUUUUAUGGAAUGAAACUGCACAGCGUAGCUCCAGUGUUCCUCGGAUGGAAAUAAUUUGUUUCAGCAACAUGAAACGAUGGAGAAUCCAAACUGCAUACCUCUUGCUUCUGAGUGUCAGUAUUUUGCCAACCUGUUGGUGUGCUCAUGGGAAGUAUGCUCAGAAGCUCCUGAAUGAUUUAUUCACCAACUACACCAGUGCACUGAGGCCUGUGGAGGACACAGACAACAUACUGAAUGUGACCCUGCAGGUUACACUGUCACAAAUUAUCGAUAUGGAUGAGCGAAAUCAAAUUUUGACUGCAUAUUUAUGGAUACGGCAAGUGUGGGUAGAUGCAUACCUCAAAUGGAAUAAAGAUGAUUACGAUGGACUCGAUACCAUCCGCAUACCUAGUAGUUAUGUAUGGAGACCUGAUAUCGUCCUAUAUAACAAUGCUGAUGACCAUUUCACUGGUCCCAUGGACACCAACGUGGUGAUCCGUCAUGAUGGCCUGAUAAUGUGGGAUUCUCCAGCUAUCACUAAGAGCUCCUGCAAAGUGGAUGUGUCUUACUUCCCCUUCGAUGCUCAGCAGUGCAGGUUCACAUACGGCUCUUGGACCUACAAUGGUAACCAGCUGGACAUCCUGAAUGCCCUGGAGAGUGCCGACCUGGCUGACCUGGUGGAAAAUGUGGAGUGGGAGGUGCUGGGUAUGCCGGCUAAGAAGAACGUUAUUCUGUACGGCUGCUGUGCUGAUCCUUACCCCGAUGUGACCUACACACUGAAACUGAAGAGGAAAGCGUCUUUCUAUGUCUUCAACUUGCUCAUACCGUGUGUGAUGAUCUCUUUCUUGGCUCCGCUGGGCUUCUACCUGCCUGCUGACUCUGGAGAGAAGGUGUCUUUGGGUGUCACCGUGAUGCUGGCGCUCACUGUCUUUCAGCUGUUGGUUGCAGAGAUCAUGCCGCCCUCUGAGAAUGUGCCACUUAUUGGAAAGUAUUACAUUGCCACAAUGACCAUGAUCACAGCCUCCACUGCCCUCACCAUCUUCAUCAUGAACAUACACCACUGUGGCCCGGAUGCCAAGCCUGUUCCCAAGUGGGCCAAGAAAGUCAUCCUGCAGUAUAUGGCCAGAAUGUGUUUUGUUUAUGAAGUUGGUGAGAAUUGCAUGUCACCACCUCCAGAGAAACAAGAGCAUCCGCUUGUAAAGAACAACAACUGCAACAUGAACGGUCAGGCAGGACCAUGCAGAGAGGAAUGUGUCCUCAAAUUUGAGAACGGACAAGAGACAGCGGGCUCCACGAUUGCAGAGGAGAGAGAAGACACGGAUCAGAUGAUGAGUCCGAUAGGCUCAAUGGGCAAGAACCCUACCAGCCACUACAGCACCUGGAAGAAUGGCGUGUUCAUGAGCAUGGACUGUGGAGACUCUGUGGAUCAGAGGAGAUGCAGGAAGGGAGGUGUGAGCGAGGCAGAGAGGAAAGACAGGGAGGUUUCCUGCAUCACCCACAGCAAUGAGAGGCAGCUACUGCGUAACAUUGAGUACAUAGCCAACUGUUACAGAGACCAGAGGGCCACACAGAAAAGGACUGGGGAGUGGAAGAAAGUAGCCAAAGUUUUAGAUCGCUUCUUCAUGUGGAUAUUUUUCAUAAUGGUGUUUUUCAUGAGCCUUCUUAUCAUGGGGAAAGCCAUAUAACUGCCAGCCUGAGAAUUUGGUCUGAAUGACACUGUUAAUAGGUUUUACUAAAUAUCCUAUUUUAUCCAAUAAAUUCAUAAAAACACUCAGAUUGUAUUUUAUCCAAACCUCUAAUUGUCCAUGUUGGAGGCCAUGUUUCCACCCUUUUGGAGCCCUG
Messenger RNA from Scatophagus argus, 2062 nucleotides. RefSeq names its product cholinergic receptor, nicotinic, alpha 10a (gene chrna10a). The record is from RefSeq and is a predicted model, not a curated record. The transcript is spliced from 5 exons. Gene Ontology annotation, biological process: chemical synaptic transmission; nervous system process; regulation of membrane potential. Bases 286 to 1905 code for a protein of 539 amino acids. Gene Ontology annotation, cellular component: postsynaptic membrane; synapse; neuron projection. Gene Ontology annotation, molecular function: acetylcholine-gated monoatomic cation-selective channel activity; transmembrane signaling receptor activity. Lineage: Eukaryota; Metazoa; Chordata; Actinopteri; Scatophagidae.